This is a messenger RNA of Phycomyces blakesleeanus NRRL 1555(-), 864 nucleotides long. RefSeq lists its product as hypothetical. Bases 24 to 467 code for a protein of 147 amino acids. Lineage: Eukaryota; Fungi; Mucoromycota; Mucoromycetes; Mucorales; Phycomycetaceae. The transcript has 3 exons. Gene Ontology annotation, biological process: mRNA splicing, via spliceosome. The record is from RefSeq and is a predicted model, not a curated record. Gene Ontology annotation, cellular component: spliceosomal complex; nucleus.
CACGUCCAUCGAUCUUGUACGCAAUGCCAAAAGUCAGAACAACACGAACAAAGCGACCUCCUCAGGGUUUUGAUGAAAUUGAGCCAACUCUAGAUGAGUUUGCCAAAAAGAUGAAAGAAGUUGAGAAUGAGCCUCAUGAGGGUAAACGUAUUGUAGAAAGCUCCUGGCCAAUCUUCCGCAUUCAUCAUCAACGUACACGAUAUAUUUUCGAUCUUUACCACAAGCGAAAGGCAAUCUCGCGAGAACUAUAUGAUUAUUUAUUAAAAUACAAAUAUGCCGAUGCUAAUCUAAUCGCAAAAUGGAAAAAGCCUGGAUUCGAGAAAUUGUGCUGUCUUCGAUGUGUUCAGCCAAGAGACACCAACUUUGGAACAACUUGUGUUUGCCGUGUACCUAAAGAGAAGCUAGAAGAAGGAAAGACAAUCGAGUGUGUUCAUUGUGGAUGCAGAGGUUGUGCAAGUGGAGAUUAAAACAAGAAAUAUAUAAAAUGAAACAAAACAAACAAAAAGCAAAAAGCAAAACGGUAAUAUUGUAAGGCUGUGAAAGAAGUGGACAGAAAGAUAUAUAUAUAUAUAUGUGGGCAAAUAUAAGGCUGUAUGUGACGUAUUUAAACAAAAGCAAAAAGAAGAAGAAAUGACCGAAAACCUUUCUUUCUUUCUUUCUUUAUUGUUCCAAUGUUUCAAUGCUAUAACUUUUGGUUGAUCUCUUGUCAAGAUAUGUAAACUCACCUAUGCACAUGAAGAAUGAAGGACAAAAAGAGAGAGAGAGAGAGAUUAAAAGCCAAUUAAAGUUAGAUAACAGAAAGAAAAAGAUACAUUAUAGAAAAAAAAACAAUAAAAAAUUGAUAUUUCAAUGAUUUUCUACCUU